This is a messenger RNA of Lagopus leucura (white-tailed ptarmigan), 2558 nucleotides long. RefSeq names its product adenosine deaminase domain containing 1 (gene ADAD1). Lineage: Eukaryota; Metazoa; Chordata; Aves; Galliformes; Phasianidae. Gene Ontology annotation, molecular function: tRNA-specific adenosine deaminase activity; double-stranded RNA adenosine deaminase activity; double-stranded RNA binding. Gene Ontology annotation, biological process: adenosine to inosine editing; RNA processing. The record is from RefSeq and is a predicted model, not a curated record. Gene Ontology annotation, cellular component: cytoplasm; nucleolus. The transcript is spliced from 11 exons. Bases 82 to 1809 code for a protein of 575 amino acids.
UCCACGUGCCGGUGCUUCCCGGUCGGCAGGAUCUUCAGCAUCUGGCACAGUUCCUGUUGAGCUCCGUCAGGUUGAUCGGGGAUGGCCGCCACCAGUGAGAGCAUGCAGAGGGCUGGGUCGGCUGUCUGUGAGCCCGCAGAGGAGAAGGCUGUGCUGGUGCAGGCUCCCGCCCGGCUGCUGAGCCCCGCGGCUGUAAGGCUCGGGCUCGCGCCUUCCCAGGGCCGGCACGGACCGAGCGCCCUGAAGACGAGAGAAAACCCAGCGAUGUCUUUGCCUCGCCCAGCCCGCCCGUCCCCAGAGCCAGCAGUGGUGCAGGACGCGUGGCUGGCAGACUUCGUUGCGGGGUACCAGAAGGGCGCAGUUCACCCGGUGUCAGCCCUGCACUGCUUUGCACAGAGGUACAGCAUGCAGCUGGAUUUUAAAGAGACCGGUGUGGCAGGACACGCCGUAAGUCCUUAUUUUGGCAUUAGUGCUGUGUUGGAUGGUGUUUACUACAAGACUGGAUUAGGAAGAAACAAGAAGGAGUCUAAGCAGAAUGCAGCUAAAUUGGCUCUUGAUGAGCUACUGAAGUUGGAGUAUAUGGUGGCACCAGCUUCUGGAAAGUCAAGUCCUCCCCGUAUUCUGGUUGAGCCUAAAACUCCAGCAAGCUCUAUUGAUGUUUCACGGAUCAGUUUUGAAGGACGACACCAUAUAUAUCAGAAAUUUUCGCAGACAGUUGAAGGAGUGUUUAACAGCCUGACUGCUGAAAAUCCUGAGUACCAAAGCUGUGGCAGUUCACUGGCUGCCUUCAUCAUUGAGAAAGGUGGAGAGCAUAAAGUCGUAGCUCUAGGAACAGGAGACUGUAAUUACAGCAAUGAUUAUUCACCUGAGGGAAGAGUGGUGCACGACAGCCAUGCCAUCGUUACUGCACGACGUUCUCUUCUCCGAUAUUUUUAUCGACAUCUUUUGCUGUUCUAUAAUGAAAAUCCAGCACACAGAGAGCAAUCCCUGUUUUGCACAGCACCUGACUCGAAGCUGCUUACCCUAAAGCGGAAUAUAAAUAUCUAUCUCUAUAUGAAUCAGCUGCCAAAAGGAUCUGCUCAGAUAAAAACACAGUUAUGUCUUAAUCCACAUUCUCUGACUGCUUGCCAAGCUGCUGAAGAGCUGUGUCUCCAUGUUGCUAUAGAAGGCAAAGUUUAUCUUUCUCUUUCUUGUCCUUCUAAAACUGUGAGAGUAAUCAGUAUGUCAGCUAGUGACAAGUUAACAAAAUGGGAAGUGGUUGGUGUUCAGGGAGCGCUGCUGAGUUACUUCAUUGAACCAGUGUAUAUCAACACUAUUCUUGUAGGAAAUGGAAAUUGCAGGAGUUUGAAGGGGUUAGAAAUAGCUAUAAGACAACGUAUUGACGAUGCGCUCACAGCAAAGCUUCCAGUGCUUUACGUGGUCAACAGGUCGUUUACUUACUUGGUGAACACCGUACAACCAAUUCAAGUGGAUGUGAAACAGAGGUCUCUCAGUUUGAAUUGGAUGUUGUCAGAUGUGCAGCUGGAAGUUGUGGAUGGGCUAAAGGGAAAAGUCACUGAAAGUUCGCCGUUUAAAAGUGGCUCUUCCAUGGCAAGCCGACUUUGUAAGGCAGCAAUGCUGAGUCGUUUCAAAUGCCUGGCUGGGCGAGCAAAACGAACUGACCUGCUUCAGGUUGCUACGUACCAUGAAGCUAAGGUCAAGUCUAAUUUGUAUCAGGAAGCUAAAAAGUUGCUGCACAGCUACUUAGAGCAACAUGGUUAUGGAUCCUGGAUUGUGAAGUCUCCGCAUAUUGAACAGUUCACUGAAUGAUUGCAAGAUGGAUUGUAUGUGGAGUCUGUUUUCUUUUGGUAAAAUGAGAUACUAAGUAGUAGAAAGUUCAGCUGUUAGUCAAGUGUUUAACUGUUGGGUUCAUGUUCGCGGUGAGAAAAUUGUUGAGCAUAUGUGUCCAACCUGCUAGUUUUAUAAUUUUGUUGCCCACUUUUUUUUUCUUGUUUAAUAAAAAACGCAGUUUUGUUACUUACGUUUACUAUGUUAUGUAUCUUACAUGCAACAAGAAAGUUGAUUUUUUUUCACACUGUGACCCAGGCAAGAUAAAAGGUUGGACACCCGCUGCAUCUGCACGUUGUAGAGCUUCCUACUUACUUGUAGUUAUUAAACUGGCUGUAACAGUGAAGUUUUUUCACAGGUAGGAGUAUGUAGCAGCGUUGCAUGUCUGUUUGGUUUUGCCUUCCAGCAUCACCUCAUUCCCUCCCUACACUACAGAGUCACUUAUGUGCUUAAGUUCCUGCUAGUUGACUGUGCCUCAAACUUUUUGUAUGCCUUUUUCAUAACUCUUUUUUGGGGGGAAAUUAGUAAAAGUAGGAUUUCUGUAAUAAAUAGAUAAUGAUUCCUGUGUAUUACUUUUGGAAAGCAGUAUUGACUGUGUGUGCUCUAGCUGGAGGUGUCUUCUGUUAGAUACGAUUUUUGUUUAGCAUGGAUUCAUCACAUGGCUUGUAAUUCACUACGUGCUGUUUGUGGUCUUUGUAUUUCAAAAAGUGAAACUGAAUUAUCAAGCUGUU